Molecule: messenger RNA, 1451 nt
Organism: Anopheles coluzzii
Lineage: Eukaryota; Metazoa; Arthropoda; Insecta; Diptera; Culicidae
Product: methylglutaconyl-CoA hydratase, mitochondrial
Exons: 1
Coding region: 222-1181 (319 amino acids)
Biological process (GO): fatty acid beta-oxidation
Cellular component (GO): mitochondrion
Molecular function (GO): enoyl-CoA hydratase activity
Source: RefSeq, a predicted model, not a curated record
UUUUCUAUCCUUUUCCCAUCCUGUUCCCAACACAACCCCUUUCACGCAAUUUCUUAUGUAACGUCGACAACAGUAGCGCCUACAACGCACACUAUCACGCACGGUGGUUGGCGUUGACACAUUCGAGUUUCCCUUUCACUCCGAAAAACGCGACCGAACAAAAGCGGACUCAAGAAACUGUUGCUUAUUUAGUGUGUGCGUGUGUUUAGUUCCUCUCUAAAAUGCUUCCUACGGGCGCAUCGUUCGUGACACGCUUGGUGAAGCGCGGACUGGUAGGCGCGCACGGUUUGCGCACGGUCACAACGACAGCGCGCCACUGGCAGUGCGACGCCGGACACGGGCAGCGAGCGCAGACGGCCGGGUCCGACGUUUCCCCCAACCAGGAGCUCCAGCUGACGUACCUCACCGAGGAGGACAAGCAGGGCAUAGCGGUGCUCGGGCUGAACCGCCCAAAAGCACGCAACUCGUUCAGCAAAUCGCUCGUGCACCACCUGCUCGACGCGAUCGAGGUGCUGGCGCACGACAAGAACGUGCGCGUCGUGAUCCUGCGCAGCCUGGUGCCGGGAAUAUUCUGUGCCGGGGCGGACCUGAAGGAGCGGGCCACCUUCACCCCGCAGGAGGUGAGCCGGUUCGUGUCGAAGCUGCGCCAAAUGAUGGUCAACAUCGAGCAGAUGCCCACGCCGGUCGUGGCGGCGAUCGAUGGCGCUGCGCUAGGCGGUGGGCUCGAGAUGGCCCUCGCCUGCGAUAUGCGCGUGGUCGCGACGAACGCCAAGCUGGGCCUGGUGGAAACGAAACUCGGCAUCAUCCCGGGUGCCGGCGGGACCCAGCGUCUGCCGCGCAUCCUCAACCCGGCCGUUGCGAAGGAGCUGAUCUUCACGGCGCGCCAGUUUAGCGGCGAGGAAGCGAAAGCACUCGGUAUUGUGAACCAUGCCGUGCAGCCGAACGAUACUGGCGAUGCGGCGUACCAGCGGGCACUGCAGCUGGCGAUGGAGAUCGUGCCGAACGGGCCGGUCGGCGUGCGGAUGGCCAAGAAGGCGAUCGAUAAGGGGCUGCAGGUCGACCUUGGGACGGGGUACGCGAUCGAGGAGGCGUGCUACGCGCAGGUCAUACCGACCAAGGACCGGCUGGAGGGGUUGCGCGCGUUCGCCGAGAAGCGGAAGCCCAACUUCAUCGGGGAGUAGUGGGCGGCGCGCGGGCACGAACAAGCCACCUCAGGCAAGGAGAGAGAGAGAGAGAGGAGCGAAAGCAGUAGGGUAUAACCAACUCUCUCUGUGAUAGAUUGAAAGUGCAUUUAAAUUCCAUUUUUUUUCGUUUUUUGUUUCGUCGUGGACCCUCUUUUUUCUGUCCUCAACGUUUACAAAUGACUCAAACAGUUCUUUCCCCCUCUUAAGUAGUAAGACAACCACGAUGUGUCCCGAAUGUCGAAUAAAAACCCCGCUAAAAAGUCAAAA